This is a messenger RNA of Falco peregrinus (peregrine falcon), 1885 nucleotides long. It is a transcript of the gene COQ4, whose product is annotated as coenzyme Q4. Gene Ontology annotation, cellular component: mitochondrial inner membrane; mitochondrion. Lineage: Eukaryota; Metazoa; Chordata; Aves; Falconiformes; Falconidae. The record is from RefSeq and is a predicted model, not a curated record. The coding region runs from base 49 to 885 and encodes 278 amino acids. Gene Ontology annotation, biological process: ubiquinone biosynthetic process. The transcript is spliced from 7 exons.
CCGCCGCGCGCUUCCGGGGCAGUCGCCAGUGCCCGAGCGAGGAGGGCCAUGCUGCCGUUGCGGCUGCUGCGGCGGGCGGGGGCCUCGCUGCUCCGGGCGGGUCCCUCUUCCCCAGGCAACGCCUGGCUGAGCCGCAGCGAGCCGCGGGCCCGGGAUGGACGCGGCAGGGAGGAGGAGGAGGAGGAGGACGAAGGGUACUACCGGCUGUACCCCGGGCACAUCCCCACCAGCCCGCUGCAGAAGGCGCUGCUGGCCGCUGGCUCGGCGCUCGUGGCCCUCGCCGACCCCUACAGGCACGACAUGGUGGCAGUCCUUGGGGAGACCACAGGCUGCUUUGCCCUGCCUAAACUGCGAGACAAGAUGAAACAGCACCCUGAAGGUUACCGCAUCCUCCAGGAACGGCCUCGCAUCCGUCUCUCCACCCUGAACAUGGCCAAGCUGCGGGGGCUGCCGGAUGGCUCACUGGGCCGAGAAUACGUCCGCUUCUUGGAGGACAACAAGGUUUCUCCAGACACUCGGAUGCCGUCCAAGUUUGUUGAUGAUGAAGAGCUGGCGUACGUGAUCCAGCGGUACCGGGAAAUCCAUGACAUGAUGCACACGCUCCUGGGCAUGCCAACCAACAUCCUAGGCGAGGUCGUGGUGAAGUGGUUCGAAGCUGUGCAAACAGGGCUGCCCAUGUGUGUCCUGGGAGCGGUGUUUGGCCCCAUCCAUCUUGACGCACGAAAGCUGCAGGUCCUGGCCACUGACCUGGUUCCCUGGGCAGUUCGGAGUGGGCUCAAUGCCACCUGUAUCCUGAACGUCUACUAUGAGCAGCGCUGGGAGCAGUCCGUGGAUUCUCUGCGGGAGGAGAUCGGCAUCUUCCCUCCCCCAGCCGUUCAAGUGUGACAGCUCCAGUACUGGCAGGGGACAGGGGAUCCCCGUUGGCAGGCAGCAGCUGUCCCCUGCCGUGCUCCAUCUCCUCCUGCCCAGGAGCAUAGCGUGGCUCUGCUGCCAGCCGCCACCGACCUGAGGGCUCCGUUUGCUCCUACUGAGAGCUGGCACCCUCCUGCUGGUAGAGGCCAAGUUGCACCUUGCUGUGCCAUGAGAAAACAUGACCCUGCUGUUUGUGAUUCAGUGGAGGAGUGGCAAGGCCCACUGUGCCUUUGCCAACUGGGUCUGGCUUCUCGGGUCCCCUGGCAGCAGCGCUUCAGUACUGAUGCUCCGAAAUGCUGGGAGCAAACUGCCGUCUUGGCCUUCUGCAGCUCAAGGGCUGUGUAGGUACAUCCCUGUUCCCACCCUCCCUGGGAAGAUCGAGGCUUAAAGUCUUGCGGCUGCCCUGGACUGGAGCUAAACCAGUGAUUUACAGAGCAGCCCACAAGCCAGUGUGAUGUAUCUGACAGUGAAAUCCCAUCUUGUACUGGUGCCUAACUGGUGUCCUGAUGGGUCAUAUGGGAUAUGCCUCACGCCUUGGAGACUAGGCAGUGUGUGACUGCAUGCCCACAGGAGCAGGAGGGAAAUACCUUUGGCUGUUACCCCUGCUGGAUGGGCUGUUCCAGAGCCAAUCCCAGUUUGCUGUGUCUCCCUGCAGUCCCUUCCCAUCAAAAAAUGCUGAAAUCCAUGUGAUUGUGCUGGGUUUUCAAUAGGAAUUGUCCCCUCCUUGGGCAACAAAAUGAUGCGAUCAGGAAUAAGAGGCUGAAUCCUGAAAGUGCAGAAACAGCGGCUGGCUGCGCUGUGUCUGGGAGCUGAUUGCUGUCUGGGUUAAUUAAACAGGGCUCCAGACUGCCAGCAGCUGGAGAGCAGAGCUGUCGGAUGCGAGGGCAGAGCGCCACAAGGCUGAGGGCUCUUUUUACGUGUGGCAUUGCUGUUGAAGUUCCUUCUUGCUUAAUAAAAUCCAUGGUGGAGCUUG